Lipotes vexillifer (Yangtze River dolphin) is the source of this 1447-nucleotide messenger RNA. It is a transcript of the gene NEK2, whose product is annotated as NIMA related kinase 2. The record is from RefSeq and is a predicted model, not a curated record. The coding region runs from base 102 to 1274 and encodes 390 amino acids. The transcript has 8 exons. Gene Ontology annotation, biological process: protein phosphorylation. Gene Ontology annotation, molecular function: protein kinase activity; ATP binding. Lineage: Eukaryota; Metazoa; Chordata; Mammalia; Artiodactyla; Lipotidae.
GAGACUGGGGCGGCCUGGCGCUGUGACUUGAGGUCUCCGACUCGGCGGCUGCAUAUUCGCGACGGUGGUGCGACGUUCAGGUGUCCUGCGCGGGUCCGGCCAUGCCGACUCGGGCGGAGGACUAUGAGGUGCUGUACACCAUUGGCACGGGCUCCUACGGCCGCUGCCAGAAGAUCCGGAGGAAGAGUGACGGCAAGAUCUUAGUUUGGAAGGAACUGGACUAUGGCUCCAUGACAGAAGCUGAGAAACACAUGCUUGUUUCUGAAGUGAAUUUACUUCGUGAGCUGAAGCAUCCAAAUAUCGUCCGAUACUAUGAUAGAAUUAUUGACCGUACCAACACAACACUGUACAUUGUAAUGGAAUAUUGUGAAGGAGGGGACCUGGCUAGUGCAAUUACAAAGGGGACCAAGGAAAGACAAUACUUGGAUGAAGAGUUUGUUCUUCGAGUGAUGACUCAGUUGACUCUGGCCCUGAAGGAAUGUCACAGACGAAGUGAUGGUGGUCAUACUGUGCUGCAUCGGGAUCUGAAACCAGCCAAUGUUUUCCUGGAUGGCAAGCAAAACGUUAAGCUUGGAGACUUUGGGUUAGCUAGGAUAUUAAACCAUGAUACGAGUUUUGCAAAAACAUUUGUUGGCACACCUUAUUAUAUGUCUCCUGAACAAAUGAAUCACAUGUCCUACAAUGAGAAGUCAGAUAUCUGGUCACUAGGUUGUUUGCUGUAUGAAUUGUGUGCAUUAAUGCCUCCAUUUACAGCUUUCAACCAGAAAGAACUAGCUGGGAAGAUCAGAGAAGGCAAAUUCAGGCGAAUUCCAUAUCGUUACUCUGAUGAAUUAAAUGACAUUAUUACAAGGAUGUUAAAUUUAAAGGAUUACCAUCGACCUUCUGUUGAAGAAAUUCUUGAGAAUCCUUUGAUAGCAGACUUGGUUGCAGAAGAGCAAAGGAGAAAUUCUGAGAUAAGAGGGCAGCGAUUAGGAGAACCAGGAAAGUUGCAGGACUCCAGCCCUGUAUUGAGUGAGCUGAAACUGAAGGAAAUACAGUUACAGGAGCGGGAGCGAGCUCUCAGAGCAAGGGAAGAAAACCUGGAGCAGAAGGAACGUGAGCUUUGUGUUCGUGAGAGACUGGCAGAGAACAAGCUGGCCAGAGCAGAAAGUCUGUUGAGGAAUUACAGCCUGCUGAAGGACCAGAAGUUCCUGUCUCUGGCGGGUGGUCCAGUGAAAAUCCUAGCAUUUUACUAUUACCACACGACCAACUCAUAUUUGCCACAUCCUUCAUAGAAAGUAUGGCUUAAAAGGUGUGAUAAACCAACUGUAGAAUAGGCCAUCACUUUUGGAUCUUUGCUAAGACCCGUUCCAAUUGAAACAUGUGUAUGUCAAAGCGUGAUUGCUUAAUAUCUGCAUAUGCUCUGUAAUAAGUGAUGGAAACAAAUGAAACCAGUGAUGGAAGUAAA